AAUGACAAAGCUUCGGGUCCUUGCGCUGCAUGGGUAUGGUCAAAACGCCCAUAUCUUCCAGAUCCAAAUCGCCGCAAUUUGCAAGCAAUGCAAGGACGAUAUAGAGUUCGUAUUCGUUGACGGACCGGUAGUCCUUGAUCAGCCAGACCAACCCACGGGAUCUCUGGUUGACGAGGACGGAUAUCCGCUGGAAAAUCACAAGCCGGUUUUGGACAGACAAUCGGCACCACGUGCGUGGUGCCUGUUCAAUGAAGACAGGACGAAAUAUUAUGGGCUGGACCAAGGCCUCUUGACCGUAAAGAGGGUAUUGGAACGAGAACACUUUGACGGUAUUAUCGGGUUCAGUCAGGGCGCCGCUUUGGCGUCGUAUAUCUGCGCAUAUUUAGAAGACCCUAGCGCGCACCCGCUUUUCAGCACCCGGCCGCAUCCUCCUUUUCAUUUUGCCAUCUUUGCCUCGGGUUUCCCCCCUAUCGAUCCUCCCCUGCCGCACUCCCUACGCUUGCCAACCCUUCACAUUCUCGGAAAGCAUGACACCCAUAUCGGCCGUGAAACAUCUUGGCCACUUGUAGACGCUUGCUUGUACUCGAGAGUGGAGAUGCACGAGGGUGGGCACUUCGUACAGACCAAGGCGACCUGGAGGCGAUUCUUCCAGGAAUGGAUGUGCGCCUUCAAGCCUAAUUCGGCCUUGAGGCCGGAGGACGUCCCUAGUCCAGUUCCGAGAUCGAUCAAAGGCUACGAUGGGUCCCGAGUCCUCGGCCAAACUGUAAUUUCACCUGCGAAUGCGGAGAAAUUGGCGGUGCCAUCGGGCCCUGCGCUGAUCAGCACGAACAAAUGGCUUGUCUGGACGCGUGGGGAGACAAUCGUGAUGUAA
Messenger RNA from Dacryopinax primogenitus, 871 nucleotides. RefSeq lists its product as uncharacterized. The annotation marks the transcript as partial. Lineage: Eukaryota; Fungi; Basidiomycota; Dacrymycetes; Dacrymycetales; Dacrymycetaceae. The transcript is spliced from 5 exons. The record is from RefSeq and is a predicted model, not a curated record. Gene Ontology annotation, cellular component: nucleus; cytoplasm.